AUGGGAAAAUAUUUAUUUAGAGAACGAAGACUUCCUGUCUACGAUGUAGCUGUAGCCAUAACAAAGUUAGGAGCUGUCCAUGACGGAAGUCCACCGCCGUCAUACCUGGGUGGACCAGGUGCUGAAAAGUGUCAAUGGACUGACGGCUUUAUUAUGUCAGAUUUAAGACACACUGAAAGAGGAUUUAGAUGGUCUUCUUGUAGUGUAGCCAGUUUUCACCAUUUUCUGAACGGUGAUACGGCUACGUGUUUAUACAACGCCCCUCAUGAAGAUGAAAGCUUACCGAGAGUGUUACCUGGAAAACUAUUAACUUUAGAUGCCCAAUGUAGAAGAGAUAGAGGAACAAGUGCUUGCUUUAAAGAUGACCGAGUGUGUGCUCAACUUUUCUGCUUUGAUGCAGGUAGUGGCUACUGUGUAGCUUAUAGACCUGCUGCAGAAGGAUCGCCGUGUGGAGAUGGACAGUAUUGUCUAAAUGGAAGGUGUGUUGCAGAACACGAAAACAUAAUCCCAGAUUACUCUCAAAAUACACCUUCUUAUGUAAGAAGUAACUCAAGAACCUUGUAUCAAGAAACAGAAGAGAGUAACCAGGCGCAACUGUACAAUGACAAAACAGAAACAUCGACAACUUACAAAAACUUACAAAAAUAUCACCAAAUACACAGCACCGAAAAAUCUCAAUUAGACUUUAAUCCAUAUCAAAACAGUUAUUCAACAACUAAGAAAAAUUCAUACCAGACCCCUUUAAUUUUUAAUUUUAAAAACUUCCAAACUACCACUUCAGAGCAUCCUAGUACAAAAUUCUCCUUUAAAUUUAUGUACCCCCAAGAUUCAACAACGAAAUCCGCUUACAAUUUCAAACAAUAUUCAAAAUUAACAACUACCCAAAAGCCAACUCCGGAAACCUCAACGGUAGGUACCACCAAUCGCUACAUAGGCAAUUACUAUUUGCUGAGGAAGCAAACGACAAAAAAUCCUUACGAUUUUGCCGAUUUCGGCAAAUCCACACAAAGUCCGUAUGACAGCGUGAGCUACAACGAAAACCUAAACAAUUACCUGAAGCGGUCAUACAACGACGUGAGUUACUUUAGCGAUAGCAAUAGGCAGUCUGUAAGCAGUAGCGUUUACUGA
Messenger RNA from Diabrotica balteata, 1128 nucleotides. The record is from the annotation of a GenBank genome assembly. NCBI's taxonomy places the organism in Eukaryota, Metazoa, Arthropoda, Insecta, Coleoptera, Chrysomelidae.